Molecule: messenger RNA, 1234 nt
Organism: Ceutorhynchus assimilis (cabbage seed weevil)
Lineage: Eukaryota; Metazoa; Arthropoda; Insecta; Coleoptera; Curculionidae
Source: the annotation of a GenBank genome assembly
CUGAAAUUUUUCAAAUAAUUUUCCUUACAAACUGAUAUAUUUUUCUGGUUUAACUUCAUGGUUUUUGCUAAAACACCUUUCAAGCCGGCAACCAGUGAAUUGUCAAGUGUCAGAUGAUUUACUGUAAAGGGCAGUGAACGCCAUUGUAGACUCUAACGACUUUAGGCUGAGGCCUCGCUAAUCCGUGAAUUUCUGUGUCAUCCUUUAAUUCCGAGCGAUUUACUUGCAAAGAUUGUCCAGUCCAAACUAUGGCUGCAGAACAGCAACUGCCAACAUUCAAGUGUGUGCUUGUAGGUGACGGUGGUACUGGGAAAACCACCUUUGUAAAGCGUCAUUUGACUGGCGAAUUUGAAAAAAAGUAUGUAGCCACCCUCGGUGUAGAAGUGCAUCCCUUAGUUUUCCACACAAACAGAGGCGAAAUCCGCUUCAAUGUUUGGGAUACUGCUGGCCAGGAAAAAUUUGGAGGUCUUCGUGAUGGUUAUUACAUCCAGGGGCAGUGCGCAAUUAUUAUGUUUGAUGUUACUUCUCGUGUAACUUACAAGAAUGUACCAAACUGGCACAGAGAUCUGGUCAGGGUGUGUGAGAAUGUUCCAAUUGUACUUUGUGGCAACAAAGUGGACAUCAAAGAUAGGAAAGUCAAGGCUAAGAGUAUAGUGUUCCAUAGGAAAAAAAAUCUACAGUAUUACGAUAUCUCUGCCAAAUCCAACUACAAUUUUGAGAAACCCUUCUUGUGGCUGGCCCGUAAACUAAUAGGCGAUCCCAAUCUGGAGUUUGUAGCUAUGCCAGCGCUCGUACCACCAGAAGUACACAUGGACCCACAGUGGCAGCAGCAAAUUGAGAAGGACUUGGUGGAAGCCCAAAACACCGCCCUGCCUGACGAUGAUGAGGAUUUGUAAUUUUAUUAUUUAUCAGAUUUGUGUAAAUAAUAAUGUAUUAUUUUAUCAAAUUUAAAUUCAAUUUAAAAAAAAAAAGUGAAAAUAAGGCUGUACUAUUGUUCAAUUUUGUUUCUUAAGUUUUUGAGUGUGAAAGAAUUGAGAAAUAAUAAUUAAUUAUUAAUAGUUGUCUGAAUGUUAACGCUCCUAAAAGUGAGAAAUUUUUAUGCAUGAAAAAUGAACUCUUAAUGAUACUAAUUUCCUUUUUUAAUGUAUUCCUUUAUUUUAUUUGUCACAUGCUAGAUAGAGGACUAAUAAUAAAAUAUUUUUUCUGAUACUUUUGUGUUUAAUUAACAGGCUAA